Molecule: messenger RNA, 1451 nt
Organism: Cyprinus carpio (common carp)
Lineage: Eukaryota; Metazoa; Chordata; Actinopteri; Cypriniformes; Cyprinidae
Gene: atxn7l3a
Product: ataxin 7 like 3a
Biological process (GO): regulation of transcription by RNA polymerase II; positive regulation of DNA-templated transcription
Cellular component (GO): DUBm complex; SAGA complex
Molecular function (GO): transcription coactivator activity
Source: RefSeq, a predicted model, not a curated record
GGCAGCUCAAUCGAUUCGUCGCCUAAGAUCGGUAAUAGGCUAGUGAUGUCUAACCGGAGCCAAAAUGGCAGCGUUGUUUUUAUUUCCAAACAUCAUCUGUACUCAAACGACUUAUUCAACCAGGCAUCUAAUCAUUUUUGUGACAUAAUAUUUUCGUUAUUUUAAUAUGCACGUUCGUUUUGAGGAGGUUUGUUGUAUGUGGUCGUUGAUCAGGAGCGCAGCGGGUCCGUGAAUGACACAAGACCCGGCCCGUUCAGUCUUGUGUUUUCCGCCUCUUUCAGCAUUGUGGACAAUGAGAGCUCUCCUACAAUAGUUGUUGCAAAUGAAAAUGGAGGAUAUGUCUCUGUCAGGCCUGGAUAACACCAAGCUAGAGGCCUUGGCUCACGAUGUCUACUCUGACCUAGUGGAAGAUGCCUGUUUAGGGCUGUGCUUUGAGGUGCACAGGGCGGUCAAACAGGGCUAUUUCUUCCUGGAUGAAACGGACCAAGAAAGUAUGAAGGAUUUCGAAAUAGUGGACCAGCCUGGUGUGGACAUCUUUGGGCAGGUGUACAACCAGUGGAAGAAUAAGGAGUGUGUGUGUCCCAACUGCAGUAGGAGUAUUGCGGCCUCUCGAUUUGCUCCUCAUCUGGAGAAGUGUCUCGGCAUGGGCCGCAACAGCAGCCGAAUAGCCAACCGCAGAAUAGCCAGCAGCAACAACACAAGCAAGUCAGAAAGCGAUCAGGAAGACAAUGAUGAUAUCAAUGACAAUGACUGGUCCUAUGGUUCAGAAAAGAAAGCCAAGAAGAGAAAGUCAGAAAAGAAUCCAAACUCUCCCAGGAGAUCCAAAUCCCUGAAGCACAAGAAUGGAGAGCUCAGCAGUAAUGUCAAUCCAGACCUAUACAAGUAUAACUACAGCUCUGGCAUCAGUUAUGAGACUUUAGGACCCGAGGAUCUGCGUUCCAUACUUACUACGCAAUGUGGGGUCGUAUCAGAGCACACAAAGAAGAUGUGUACUCGGUCCCAGCGGUGUCCCCAGCACACGGACGAACAGAGGAGGGCAGUCAGGGUCUUCCUCCUUGGGCCGUCCGCGUCGAUGCUACCUGACUCUGAAACAAUGUUGGAAAAUGACGGCUAUGAUGCUCCUGAUGGCCAGCUAAUCAUGUCUCGCCUCCAGUGGGACGGCUCCUCUGAUAUCUCACCAUCAGACUCUGCAUCUUCAAAAGCCAGCACCAAUAACUCUGAAUCUAAGAGACCCAAGAAAAAGAAAAUCAGUACACUGACUCUGACUACCACUGGAGGUGGAGGAGAGCGGGACAAAGGGCAGGAACGAGAGAGAGUAGUAGGCAGUGGAAGUGGGAGCAGCAGCUCCCAGAACGCACUGGGCCUGUCCAGUCGGAAAAAGCGACCAAAACUGCCAGUUCCCCCAGGUCCUAGCAUCUACGAUGACCUGAACUGAGGAACAUGCAACAUAU